AGUCCGAGUAGCACCUCUCUCUCAGCUUAAGCGCAGGAAGCGGCAGAGACCCGAAGAACCUCCCCGUUGCGACGCCGUGCAAAUCUCCUACCUCUCUCCAAUGGCUUCCCCACCGCCGUCUUGGUUUGCGGGAACAAGUAAGACUAAUGAACCAGAUCAAUCAGAUCCUCAACAACCAAAGUUUGAUCCUACACAACCCAUAUUAUUACAUCCAACACCUCUCAGAAGUGAGCCUUAUAUUCCGCCUACAAUGGAUUUAUCAGAAACUACAGACUUUGAUGCAGAAGAACAGAUGCAGCAAGUUAUGAUAGUUCUACCAACUCAGUCAACAAUAGAAGAGAAGAAUAAGAUUUUGGAAACCAAUGAGUCAACGAUUAUUUUGACUGGAGCUGCUGCUGCAUUGGCACAAGGGGGACCAACAGUAGGAUCAGUUGAUAUUGGCGAGAACGAAGACUCAUACUUAUUCCGUGUCUCUAUACCAGGGGCUUUGAAGGAAGAUAAAUUUAGUUGUAAUGUUGAUCCUGAUGGGAAAGUAUUAGUACAAGGAGUAACUACGACAGGAGGGAAAAUCGUAUGCAGGGAUUUCCAUGUCUUUAAGAUGAAGACACAAAAUCUGUGCCCACCAGGUCACUUCUCUGUCUCGAUCCAGCUUCCUGGUCCAGUUGAAAGUGAGAAAAAAAUUGUCUCUCUCGAGAAUGAGGGGAUUUUGGAGGGCAUUGUGAAGAAAAAAUUACCAUAAAUAUUCUGCUUUGAGGAGCUUGUAUGCUUUCUUAUGAUGAAGAGGUCUGAAUUGAAUGGAGAAGACUCCAUAUGUUAGGACUUAAGAUGUAGACAAUAAAUAAUUGCCUCUGUUAAGCGGAGGAUGAGGCCUUGGAUACGAGCUAGAGGUGAUAUACAGUACGCUUGCUUGAGCCCAACUAAUAGUGAACUGGGGCUUUGCUAAGCUGUUUGUAUGCACUCAUUUUAAGACUGGAAGCUGUGUUCAUGGGUGGACUAUGUUUUAUUUUCGUUGAAAGUUCUCUCUACCAAGACCAGUUCAUGGUGAAACAGCUGGUAGUUAUCUUGAGACUUGCAAGAUACUUAGCUUUGUUUAUUUUGUGGAAAAUUGGUCUCUUAUGGAUUUAUAUUUUUAUGAAGAGUACUUUUGGAAAAAA
Messenger RNA from Malus domestica (apple), 1154 nucleotides. RefSeq names its product alpha-crystallin domain-containing protein 22.3-like. NCBI's taxonomy places the organism in Eukaryota, Viridiplantae, Streptophyta, Magnoliopsida, Rosales, Rosaceae. Gene Ontology annotation, cellular component: nucleus. The record is from RefSeq and is a predicted model, not a curated record.